AUGGAGAGAUCAAAGAUGACCCCAGUUCAUAACAAGCUGGUGUUUUCUUCGUUAUUUCUCUUCGUUAUUUGCUUCGCGGGACUGAUUCACGUCGAGAUCGAGCUUUACGCUCAUCGACAAAUGCUUCAAGGCUUGAGUCAACUAAAAGAAGAGAAAGUCGAGCUGAAGAACACAGCAAACGACAAAAAAACGAAUGAGAUGAUCAGGUUAUUCCCUUACUCACAUAAAGGUGGGUCUAUGCGCAAAACACUUAGAACGACCUUAAACUAGGAUUAGUUGAUGCAGAUCCUGAGUAUUGAUUAAAAAGUUGAGAAGUCUAUUUGUAAUUUAGAAAGUUUUCAUUUGAAAUUCGUUUAAACGUUCGUCUCUUCGUUGUUUUGAGAAUACCUUUAUUGCAAAGGGCUAUCGAUCCAAGCAAUUUUGAUUUUUUUUUUUUUUUUGACGGUGUUAAGAUUCUCGAGGUCAGCCUCAAAAUAUCAAUCAACAAUCAAAGAGUCACGUGCUGUUCGACUCAAAUGACGAUUUGUUUGGCUCCGUUUGGUGUCGUUUCAGUUUGAUUUCAAAACAUGACACUCGAUGUGCAAAUACUGUUUUACGAAUUCAUCGAAAUUAAAGUUAUCUUUUGUCGUUCAUGGGUACUUUUAUUGAAAAACAACCCAAAAUUUCAUUUAUUUUUUGCUCGAGCGGCCGGGAAAGCUAAUUCUUGAUGGAACUCACAACGAGAGUAAAAUAAAGGAAGGCUUUAUGGGAGAAUUAAUUCGCUGGAGAUUACAGCUUUGAAACAGUGAAAAAUACUUUGAACAAAAUCGUUUUAUAAAAUAAUUUUCACAUGAGAAGAUACUUAAAACCUUUAAGAGACAAACGGAAAAAAAGUCAAGUAUUACAACCCAUAAAUCGAAUCAUCGCCAUUAUCGCACUAAUCUCUGGAUUCGGCUUACUUUCUGUCGUUUUGUCGAGUUCACUCAUUUCCCCUACAGCUGCCGGCAUCGAGCCAACUUCAAGUCGUGUUCAAAAUGACCUUGCUUUCAAAACAAGGCUAAGUCCAUGGUAAUAAUCGGAUAACAUGUGAGCAUGCGGAGUAACAAAUUCUUGUUCAAAUGGCAAAAAGUGUAAUUGUCACAACAGUGGCAGUGGCUGGAGAGAAGACAGCGGUCUGUUGACAGACAAGUCUGCUCUACCAGUUACACAAAUCAUACUCGGAGACUUGGAUCAUAUUAGGGAGGAAGGAUAUCAUACAUUAGGGAAACUCAAGUGUUAUGGUGUGGCAUAAGGCCACAUUUUAAUAUAUACAGUACAGCAGCUUUGUACAGUGCAGCAAGUGUGAUUGAACUUGAAAACACAAAAAAGAUAUUUCUGAAUUUUAGUUGCACUGGUUGUAAGGAAGGAGUUGAGUCAAGAGAUCUUAAGAAUCUAACUUUUUUAGUUCUUUAGCUUGAUUGGGUGAUCAAGUUUUUUUUUUUGCGAAGAAACUCCAUUGGUUUUCCAACCCUCACAUUACGUCAGUAAACAAGGUGUGGCCGAGGAAGGUCGGACAUUUUCUAAAAGAUGACUAUUCAUCAGUCUUUUAUUAAAGAAAGAAUUCAAAUUGGUGCAAAGCAAGUUCUCCAAUGAGAUUGGUUAUGUCUUUCCUACCAGUGGCAUCGUUAGCAUGGCGUUCCCAAAGCUCUAGAAAUUAGAGCUAACUUUCUAGUUACUCUACAAAUGUUAAGCAUAGCACUUGGAAUACAAAAAAUGAUCAGCUACACUGAAGAGGUUUCAAUAACAUCAAAACAGAAUUUUUUCUCACUUGUAUGACCAUAUUGUGGCCUUGAACCAGAAUAAGGAAGGAAGGAAGACUGCCAAUCUAUUAUCUGUCAUGAUCAACAUAUAAGCCAUGAGAGAGGCUUGGGUACGAGAAAAGAAGCACUUUCUGUCUCUUUUUUUUAUUUAACCUUUUAUUUCAAAUCAAAAGCGUAACUAUAAAAAAGGAUGUUUUUUAAUCUUAAACAAACAGAAUGACACUCUGUUAAGAUUGAUACUGAGCCUUUUAGCGUCAACAACAGGAAAAAAAACUCCUCUGGUGCCCACAUUUUAUUUCUCUUAGCUUUCAAGACGAGUCGGAUCAAGACUUAAAACGAAGGGUUUUUUUUUCGCUGUAAAAGUUCUUUAGAUCAACCUCAGUACAUCAGUUAACAGUCAAAGAGUCACGUGCUGCUCUACUCAAAUAAUGAUCAUUUUGGCUCUGUUUCGUGUCGUUUCAUUUUGAUUUAAAAAUAUAACAUUUCAUGUGCCAAAGAAUAAAUCUUUUACCCCUUAAUGUUACUUUUAUUGAUGAACUACUAAAGCGGUCGGAAAAACUAAUUCUUAAGGGAAUUCACAACUAGAGCACACUAAAGGAAGGCUUAAGAGGAGCUUUAAUUCGCUUGAGAUUACAGCUUUGAAAAACUAAAAAUACUCAGGAGAGAAACGUUUUUUAGAAUAACUUUCACAUGAGAAGAUAGAUAAAACCUUAAGAGACACGCUGUCUGCAAUGUUCAUUGCCUCAAGAGUAUUAGGGGAAGACGAGGCGGUCCUGGUCAAAGAGGCUUCCCAGGUAAACAUGGACCACCCGAGCCACUGGGAGUAAAGGGACCCAAAAGAAAUCAGGGCCCUCAGGGCAUUCAAGGACCUCCCGGAGCUAUGGCCCUCCUAGGGCUAAGGGCGAGCCUAGUAUAUCAAUCUCAGCUCCCUCUAUUGUGA
Pocillopora meandrina is the source of this 2718-nucleotide messenger RNA. Lineage: Eukaryota; Metazoa; Cnidaria; Anthozoa; Scleractinia; Pocilloporidae. The record is from the annotation of a GenBank genome assembly.